AUGGGCCGCGAAGGGAUCCGCUGCGGGGGGCAAACUGGGGACGAAGGCAGAAGGUCCGAAGGGCGCAGAGUUGCAGGGCGAGACCGCGGAAGCGAGGACCUCGCAGCGGGGGUGAGUGCAAGUGGGGCCGAGGAGAAGGGGGAGGGCGAAGCAGCGCCGCGGCACCCGAUCAGCCGCGUGAGGUCGAAGGGUCGCAAGCGUCCGCAGCUUAGCAGGGCCGCUCCGACGCGUCCUGUCGCACGGCUUCAGCCGGCGGGGCUGGCGGAGCCCCAAAUGCGGCCAGCGCCACUGGGGGCAGGACUCCGACACACGCGGACAGAGCGGUGCCCCGUCGGUUCGUUUUUGCUUGCAACGUUGCUGCUGCCGCUCACCGCCGCCGUUGCCUCCGCCGCUUGCUGA
Trypanosoma conorhini is the source of this 399-nucleotide messenger RNA. RefSeq lists its product as uncharacterized. NCBI's taxonomy places the organism in Eukaryota, Euglenozoa, Kinetoplastea, Trypanosomatida, Trypanosomatidae. Bases 1 to 399 code for a protein of 132 amino acids. The transcript has a single exon. The record is from RefSeq and is a predicted model, not a curated record.